Messenger RNA from Acanthaster planci (crown-of-thorns starfish), 2821 nucleotides. RefSeq names its product coiled-coil domain containing 134 (gene ccdc134). The record is from RefSeq and is a predicted model, not a curated record. NCBI's taxonomy places the organism in Eukaryota, Metazoa, Echinodermata, Asteroidea, Valvatida, Acanthasteridae.
UUGUACGCGUAUACAUGUACAGCCUCAUCAUACGCGUUGCACAUUUUUAUUAAAAUAUUACCAUAAUAUUACACGUGCAGAAAAGUUGACCUCGGAAAAGUUUUAAUUAUAUGUUCAAUUUUUAGACCUGAGGCUAUGGAUAUCUCUUGCAUUGUAGUUCCCUUUAUUGCUGUUGUUCUGCUUUCAACGCAAGUUGUAGUUUGGGGCAAGGAGAAUACUGCAAAACAUUCAUCAGGAACUGGUGCGGACAAUAGCCGUAAAACGGAGGCGGGGCAGAGCGAUACGGGCACGGCGGACAGAGAGGAGAAAGAUGGCGCUGGUGCUGGGAAAAAGGACAGCGGCAAAGAGUUGGAAAUGUUCCAGAGGAUUUUUCUUCAGAAGAGAAGCCAGCAGCAUAGUGCCAUCCAAGACAUCUUUGACAAAUACAACCACGAGCAACAGUUUAAGCUGAUAGAUUUGCUUCUUGACAAGAUGCAAGAGAUAUUAACCGAAUCAAAGCAGACGCUGACAGGCUCUGGCUUUCAACCAGGAAUGCCAUUUCCCACCCAUCAAGCAAUAAAAGACAGUCUUUCGCUGCUUCUAGAAAAUCUUGCCUUUCUCGGUGACAUCGUGCUGAGACUGCCCGACAUAACCCACAGCUUGUACAGCAAGAAGAAAGAGUUACGGGAGGUUGUCCGCUGGGCAGUAACAUACGCUGAACAGACGGGGUUCUAUGAUGACACUCACAAGAAGUUAAUGAACUUGAUGUCACAGGAACUCAGACUGAUUAAGAGGGAUCCUGAUUAUGUCAAUCCGUUCAAAAGAGAAGAGGUAGCAGAACCGACACCACCGAAAAAGAAAAAAGAAAAGAAACCCAAAAAGAAAGGACCCAGGAUAUCCAGGGGUGAACUCUGAACCUUCCGUCCAAAUCUCUGAGGUUUGUCAUUGCUAUGAACACCUGUGAGUGGGGGGGUUAGAGGGAGAGAGUUUGGGGGAGGGGAAGUUGGGAAGGGGAGGGGAUAGCCAAUGAGCACAGUGCGACGCAUACUUAAUUACUUCUGACUGGCAGCACUGUAGCUGGUUCAGCACUCACAGGGUGACAAGUCGACAGAGUUGAAGCAGUAUAAGUUAGAUUUUUUUCUUGAGGAAUGAAGUAAGAUUUCUGACACGCUGCACUCUGCAGAGAUUCAGCUUUAAAUAGAAAGACCACUCAGUUAAUGUUUUGACCCUGAAGUGAUUUGUGAGAAAAGCAAAAUCCUGAUAUCAACUGAAACAGGUAAUGAGGCUUCCCCUCCAAAGGAGGGUCGACUGAACUUGCCUAAACAUUGCCCGACACACUUAAGUGUUACUGUUACAUGAAUGGAAAAAAAGACAGGUCACAUGUUCCGUCCCUGUAAAAUCUAGGGAAGUGAAUAAGCAUUCCUUCCCAUUUUAAUCGGCUGUAUUAUAUACUUUCCUGUGUGAUCAGAUUUCUCACCAGGGUGUCAGUGUCUGAGUGGGUUUAUUUGCUAUGGUUUAAAAUUCAAAGAGAACUAUAAAGCCAAAGGGGAUAAACUUAGUCAUUUUAGCGUCCACAAACAGAAACAAAUUGGAUAAUGGUUACAAAAUGCUUUCAGUUUAAACAAUAAAUCGUCGAAACGAUCGUGACACAUUGCUUAUCCCAUGAUUAACAAUGUAAAUUACCGAUUAUGACUACUGCAUGUAAAGCACGGCUCAUUUGGACAAAAUGUUACGGACAGUAAGCCUGGAUACCUACAAGUAGAAGAAACUUCAGUUUGGUUUCAUAGUACUGCCUACAGUAUAUUAACACUCCCACCCCCAAAAAAUUUCCACUGUUGAAGGACCAAAGAGUACAGAUUUCUCCAUUUGAAUACAAAUUAAAUGAAGUCCUGGAACUUUUAAAUUGUGCUGUUGGUAUUAGUGUUACAGCACAGCUGGUGUGCUUCCAUUUGCUGCAAUUUAUGUACAUGCACCUGUUGUCAUUAAGUUUGCCAUAAGACCAUGUGCUUGUGUGGUUCUGAGAAAUAGCAGUGUGUUCCAUCUGUAAUGACCAGCUGAACGUGCACAUUGUGUCAAACUGAAAGGCACAAUGGACUACAAUAUAUUUAGAAAGAUGGAAAAGAAAGAUUUAUUUGAGAGGUUUUUAGUACUUUGCAUGAUCUCUCAGCUCUGUAGAAGUAAUUGUUACCCAUAGUUCCUGCAUUUAUCAGUUUUAAUUAUGCCAAUAUAAUUCUGCAUUUAAUUUUUUGUUUAAACGAUACAGUACUUUUUGAGUAUUUGAACUUACAUGUAGUUGUUAAGCAGAGAGUGUAGACAUUGAGCAUGGCAAGGAUAAGUCGGGGACUCAGAAGUCAAGGGACUCUGGAGUCAACUUGCCAAAGAAGUGAUUUACUGAAAGUUGUUUAAUGUGUACUGCUUUUUGAAAGCAAACUUGGAUACCCUUUCGACGGUGUCAAAGAAAAUAACAGAGUGUCAUUUACAAACUGCCGUCUCUCUCUGUGUGCUGAGUGAUUUGCCCUCAGUCCAAACAAUGUAAUGUUAUUUCCUCUGUUGUACACGUGAUGUCUGACUGAAUUUUUGUAUUGGAUUUCUCUUCAGUACAAUUUUAAACUCAGCAGCUGAAGAUGAUACAUUUUUAAAAAGACAAGGCAAGUUCAUUUUUAUACACUGAUGUGAAAAAUACUACCUAGAAGUAAAAAGGAAUCUGUUUACAGCAUCAUACACUAAUGUUUCUUUGCUAGUUGUGAAAUUUUAUUACACACCAUGACAUCGUGACAAAAUCGUUUUUCUUCCUGUAACUUGCUUUGGAACAAAAUAAAAGCACUUUGUUGUGCUCAAAACA